This is a messenger RNA of Camelina sativa (false flax), 1254 nucleotides long. RefSeq names its product FBD-associated F-box protein At5g38590-like. Gene Ontology annotation, molecular function: protein binding. NCBI's taxonomy places the organism in Eukaryota, Viridiplantae, Streptophyta, Magnoliopsida, Brassicales, Brassicaceae. The record is from RefSeq and is a predicted model, not a curated record.
AUGGACGAAAUCAGUGCAUUGCAUGAUGACUUGCUCGUUAAGAUAUUAUCGUUUCUUCCCACUAAAAAAGCUGUGUCCACUAGCAUUUUAUCUAAGCAUUGGGAGUUUCUUUGGAUGUGGUUGCCUAAACUCAACUACAAAACUAAGAGGGGGUUAAUUAAUUACAGUAACCGAGGCCUUCGUAAUUUUAUUGACAAGAAGCUGCCAUUACAUAGAGCCCCGGUCAUAGAAAGCUUGUGUCUCAACUUAUUCGGUAAGGAUAUUAAACCCAAAUAUAUUAGAAAGUGGGUUGAGAUUGUAGUUUCUCGCCAUGUACGUGAGCUGCAAAUUUCUUAUAACUUGGCGAAUGGAAACAUUUUCCCGAGUAGCUUGUUUAGCUGCAAAUCGCUUGUGAUCUUGAAACUCAAAGACAUGGUUCUUAUGGAUGUUCCCUCUAUGGUUUGUCUCCCCUCUCUCAGAACUUUGCAACUUGAAGAUGUGAAACUAGUAGAUGGGAAAUCUCUUCAAGAGCUUCUAUCUAUGUGUCAUGUUCUCGAAGACCUGUCAUUGUUUUUCUAUGAGGGUAACGAUAUCAAAGAGUUCACUAUUAUCGUCCCGUCUUUACAGAGUUUAUGUAUCUUUAUAGCUAAGAACUUGCUUGUAGAUGGGUAUGUGAUAGAUACUCCUUCUUUGAACUAUCUGAAACUUGAGGAUUGGAAUUAUUUUCAACACCAUUGUUUUAUUAAGAAUAUGCCUAAGCUGAGGGAAGCAUUUGUCAGUGUUUUUGAAUUCCCUGAUCUAAAGUGUCUUAUUAGAUCAAUCACAUUUGUCAAGCGUCUUAGAAUAUGUUCCCAGGAUGUGUACGGUGAUGGUUUUAUUUUCAACCAGCUCGAGCAUCUGAACCUAUGUGUGUGCAAAGAGGGUUCGUUGAAUCUCCUUGGCCAGUUGCUUAAGGAUUCUCCUAACUUACGAGUAUUAAACAUCUUCCUUGAUGAAGAACAUGAGGAUGAUCAGGAGCAUGAUUGUAUGGUUUGCUGGAAUCGACCGAGUCCUGUUCCUAAAUGCUUGUUGUCCAGUCUACAAAUUUUCAACUGGUCGGGAUACUUAGGAACACCACAAGAGAGAGACGUUAUGGUUUAUAUCUUAGAAAACGCUUGCCACAUAAAGGUGGUAACAAUCUCGUCUCCACCAAGUUUGUUUUUAACACUUGACAUGUUAAAGGAGUUGGCAUUUUCUCCCCGAGCUUCAACCACAUGUCAACUUGUUUUGAACUGA